Brienomyrus brachyistius is the source of this 1636-nucleotide messenger RNA. RefSeq lists its product as uncharacterized. NCBI's taxonomy places the organism in Eukaryota, Metazoa, Chordata, Actinopteri, Osteoglossiformes, Mormyridae. The transcript is spliced from 6 exons. Bases 217 to 1380 code for a protein of 387 amino acids. The record is from RefSeq and is a predicted model, not a curated record.
CAGACUGGUAGAGAGAACCGGCAGCAUUGUGACACACAGGUGCUCUGCUGGAUAGACCUGAUCGCACUGGAGACCAGAAUCAAGGACAGAGAGGCAGAAACACGGCAUUUUCAAAGCUCAAGAUUGUGGUAUUUUGUAACAAACGUGUCCUUGGAGACACUGUAGUAUCAAAUGUUGAUGUAAGGUCAGCUCUCUGUAGGAAAGCUCACAUGGGCCAUGGGAUCCCAUACUUCCAGGUCAAAACUGACACAGGUGGUUCCAUCCAGUGCAGUGGAAAGGAGGGGGAGCCAAGAAGAGGAACAAGAAAGCAACACCUCCUCACACUGGAUCAUAGAGCCCCCAGAGGAGCUGCAGGGCAGCGUGGGAAGGAGGAGGAUCACGCAGCUUCCACCCUUGAGACAGGAAGUCCCUCUGACACUCUCACCGCUUCCUACAGGUUCCGUACCUGGCUGUCACAGUAGUAAAGUGGGCCACAGCAUCAUUCAGUCCCACCCACCCCGGAGAACACAGGCCCUACAGCCAAUGAUGUCGUCCGCAGCUAGAAUUCCACCCGAGGGAACCAAUGAAAAGGACAAAGAAUGGAGAGGUGGGGCUGCCCACAGAGGGCGCUAUGGCACAGGAAGCCAUUCACAGGGAGAAGUUCUGGAGGCACAAGUGGUAUUUGGUCGACAGGUCUGCAGCCAGCGACGGGCUCACCGACGACGGGCACAGGAGCUGCGAGAGCAGCGGAAGGCUGCCAGGGUCGUGGUUACAGGCGAUGCUAACACAGGCCUGGAUGGGAGCUUAAACCGUCCAGCUCAGCUGGUCAAGAGGCAUGCUGAGAGGGACAUCUUCUGGGACGGGGAGAGCCUGGACUUCCAAUACCUUUCAGAGUCAAGUCUGGAGCCCCCUGCACAGAGAGAGGCAAAGACACAUUCUGCUGAUCUGUGGACCUUCUUUGGAGAUGAGGGCGAAGGUUCCAGAGAGCCUGGGAAAGGUAGUGCUGCCUGUUCUCUAGGUGAGGUGGUGGAUCCGCGUGAUGCUGGAGGAACAUGGAGCCCAGAGGCGAACCAGCAGGAGAACCAGCACCCCCCAAAGGAAGCCAGAGAGAAAUCUGUGCCCUGGAUGCUAGAGUGGAAGGUGAGCGAAGGCUGGGGACUGAACUCUAAGGACGUGUCUGGGAACAGGCACAGCACUGGGAUAGGGACGAGGCCAAGGCUAGAGGCUUCUACACAACAAGUGGACGAAAGUAUCUGGGCCAGAAACAGCUGCUUGCCUGCUAGGGAAAACCGGGAACUUGAGACUGGUGUGGGAGUAACUCUGAGACAGCAAGGCCGACUCAACAGGACCAGAGCAGAAGUCAUUCCGUCAUUCAAGGAUCCCUUGGACUUUGAUAUAUAACAUGAAUGAAGAACUGCAAAGGUACAUACUGUACCUGAGAGAUCACUUAAGCAUAUAAUGAGCCUGUGAUCUCCAAUCCAGCUUCUCAAUCACUGAAGUGCUUCACUUACUGUAAAGAGCUUGCAGCAGUCCAGCACUAACAGGACACUGCUUAAAACAUGCAUCUGGCACAAAAGACUGUUAUCUUGGUUAGACCUGGGUUAAUUGCAUGAGAUGUUGCAUUGUACUGAUGAAGUAAAAUCAUUAUAAUGAUGUA